This is a messenger RNA of Pseudomyrmex gracilis, 1955 nucleotides long. RefSeq lists its product as uncharacterized. NCBI's taxonomy places the organism in Eukaryota, Metazoa, Arthropoda, Insecta, Hymenoptera, Formicidae. The transcript has 7 exons. Bases 1260 to 1955 code for a protein of 231 amino acids. The record is from RefSeq and is a predicted model, not a curated record.
UAUGCAGGAGAACGAGGAACAAGUGGACACCCGUGUAAAUCCUCGGCAUCACUUGGAAAAAAAAAAGGCAGUGCGCACAAAACUAGAAAAUACUGCACCGAAUGCUAUAAUCAAAAUACACGAAUGUUAGGACCAAAGACAGCUAAAAAUAUAACGCAAAAAGUAACACCCUUUUGUAACUAAUGUACAAAAAAACCUCACCUUUGCAUAUCUUGUUUUAAUAAGUUACAUUAAUGUUUUUAAGUAUUCUAUUCUAUUCCUUGAAACAUGGACCAUACAAAAACCGAUACCGCAUAAUUUAAAUGUUCACUCUCACAAAUACGCAAGGACCGACACACGCGCCGCGAUAGAAAAACGAAAAAUCUGUCGCCGGUCCCUGCGGACCGGCGUGGUCUGAACGGAAAGUCUAGCGCCGGUCCCUAGGGACCGGCGUGGCGCUUAACGUGUUAAGGCAUGCGACUUUUGCUUAACUUUUUUUUUAGCUUUUUCGCGUUUGCGAUGCACAUCGACGUGCAAUAAUAUUAAGGCAUGCUGUAAUAUUAAAGCGUGCGAAUUUUUUCUUUAGUUCUACCACUUUUUUGCAUUUGCGAUGCACUACUAAGUGCACUAAUUUUAAGGCAUGCAAUUUUUUAAAGCGAGCGAUAGGAACCACCGGUCCCUUCCCGCUCCAACCGAAAGAAGAUGUCGUCUUGGGCCGUUCACGAAGCACAGGAGAUAACGGAAGUAAAGGAUACCGUUAGGACAUCGACCCACAGGGAAACGAUGUCGGGUGGAUCUCCUGGUCAGUCUGUUGCGGUCAAGACGAGAACAGUGCGAAGUACGUCCCGUUCCCUGUCUGCCAAGGCGGGGCAUGUGGCGAGUAGGCUGAAGACUAGCUACCGCCAAAUAACGAGACUGUUAGAGUGUGCCCACCUAAAUAGGAAAUUGGUCCAAGCAGUAGCAACAUCGUUGGUGUCUACAGGCAUAGGGCCGGCGACCAGGCUAGCGUGGGCAGAGGACAUAAAGAGCGGAGGCGAAUUCUCCCCAGAUAGCGUCCCGGGCAUGGUCACAGCACCCAAAGUGACCCUAAUAACCUGAGCGGGGUUGGUGGAUGACGUUUCCGACGGCGAUGGCAAUUCUGUAAUUUUUCCAGGGUUGCUGGAUUCGGGCAGAGAAGUCUUGAGCCAGGGUGAGCUCGAGGGGACCUAUGUUUAUACUCGGUGCCACUGGUGCUGGGUCUUCCCUCGUGCCAGCCCGGGUUUGUCCAAUCUAUCUCUUCCAUGAGCUACGGGGGGAGAAGAAUGUGCCAUCUGAGCACGAGCCCACCUCCAGACGAGCGUGGGAUGAUUGUGUCGGUAGAUUUUGAAAAGAAACUGUUGUUUUUUUUCAUCAGCAUGACAAAUAAUAUUAAUAACAUCAUACUUGAAAAAGGACGACAUUCUAUAACUCUUGACGAAAAUAAACAACCAACUAGAGGUGAAAAUAAUGGUAUAUUGGUGUUUGAUAAAAUAGAAAAUAUGCUUAUUGAAGUGCCAUUCUCANCAGAGAUUGCAUCAUUUUUUAAUCUCUCAAAUGAAACACAAGUAACUCCCGAAUAUGAUCCAUAUGUAUAUUCGAGUGACANUAACAAUGCCAGCUCAUCAAAUGCAAACUUAUAUUUGAGUGACAGUACCAAUUCCAGCUCCAGUGGAAUUAAAUGGGAUGAUAAAGCUGUAAAACUUCUUUUUGCAUUAUAUAAAGAUUAUGAAAAUGAUUUUAAAAGUACUUCCAUUAAAAAUGAUGUAGUGUGGGAUACAAUUAAAAAUAAAAUGAUGAUUGAUGGAGGUUACAAUUUUACAAAAACACAGAUAAAAGAUAAAUGGAUGAAUAUGCGUAAAAGUUAUAUGAGAGUUAAAGAUCAUAACAAACAAACAGGAGUCGUUUUGAAUAACGAUCAUUAUAGCGCCAGACUUUUCUUGAAGUUGUCUUACAACUGA